AUGGCACCGCAACAGUCCAAGUUCGGCCAUCUGCCUCUCAGCACAAGUGGUCCGGUCGACUGCGCCUUGACGGGAGCUGCCGUGCUCAACACGCCUGCUUUCAACAAGGGCUCGGGGUUUCCAGAGGAGGAGAGGGUGAAGUUCAACCUCACCGGGUUGCUGCCCCAGGCCAUUCAGACGCUGGAGCAGCAGGCCGAAAGGGCAUACGAGCAAUAUGCCUCCAGGCCAGAUAACCUCGCCAAGAACACGUUCCUGACCUCGUUGAAGGACCAGAAUGAAGUUUUGUACUACAAGCUCCUGGAGGAUCACCUGCAAGAAGUGUUCAGCGUCGUGUACACACCCACGGAAGGCGAUGCCAUCCAAAGGUACUCAAAGAUCUUCAGGAGGCCAGAGGGCUGCUAUCUAAACAUCAACCACCAGGACCGCGUGGAGCCGGAUCUCGCGCAAUGGGGCAACGCAGAGGACGUGGACUACAUUGUCGUCACGGACGGCGAGGAGAUCCUCGGUAUCGGCGACCAGGGCGUGGGCGGCGUCCUCAUCUCUGUUGCCAAGCUGGUUCUCACGACGCUCUGUGCUGGUCUCCAUCCGUCGAGAUGUCUGCCUGUGGUGCUCGACUGCGGGACGGACAACGAGGAGCUCCUGUCUGAUGAGCUCUACCUUGGCCUCCAGCACAAGCGCGUCAGAGGCCAGAAGUACGACGAAUUCGUGGAUAUCUUUGUCAAGGCCGCGAGGAAGCUAUACCCCAAGGCCUACAUCCACUUUGAGGAUUUUGGGCUCGGAAACGCGAGGCGGUUCUUGGACUUGUAUCGCCCCACAAUGCCGUGCUUCAACGAUGAUGUACAAGGAACAGGCUGUGUAACGCUCGCCGCGAUCAUGGCUGGGCUGGAUAUAAGCGGCCUCCACCUGAAGGAUAUCCGACUCGUUGUGUUUGGCGCCGGAUCGGCUGGCGUGGGUAUCGCAGACGCAGUGAGGAAUGCCAUUGCCACCGAGUGUGGUAUCAGUCACGAAGAAGCUGCGAAGCAAAUAUGGCUCAUUGACAGACCCGGGCUGCUCACCACUGAGACCGAGGUGUCCAAUGCUCAAAAGAUUUUUGUCAAGGACGCCUCGUCUUGGUCCGACAAGUCAACCGAUCUCCAAUCCGUGGUGGAAACUGCUCGACCCAAUGUUCUCAUUGGCACAUCUACAGUACCCGGAGCCUUCACAGAAUCUGUAGUCAAGGCGAUGCACAAGAACGCUUCGCGGCCCAUUAUUUUGCCUCUUUCCAACCCGACACGUCUUCAUGAGGCAAAGCCUGAAGACAUUCUCAACUGGACCAACGGCCAGGCUUUGGUCGCCACUGGUUCACCAUUCGAGCCUGUCAGGGGUCCCUGGGGUGAGAAUGGCAAGGAGGUCAGCAUCGAGGUGGCAGCAUGCAACAACAGCGUCGUCUUCCCGGGCAUCGGUCUCGGCGCCGUCCUGUCACGCGCCAGCCGCGUGACGGACAAGAUGCUCGUGGCGGCCGUGCAUGGCGUGACAAGUAUGAGCCCCACGAAGAAAAAGCGUGAUCAGAAGGCUCCUUUGCUGCCAGAUGUACUCGAAGUCAAGAAGGUCAGCGUGCGCGUCGCCCGGAAUGUGAUCCAAGCCGCGGUUCAGGAGGGCGUUGCCACUGAGAAGGACAUUCCCGAGGAGGAUGGGGAGCUGGAAGAGUGGAUUCGGGAGCAAAUGUGGGAGCCAAAGUAUAGGCCGUUGCGGUACGUCGAGCCACGCACAGCGACGAGGGCAGCCAAGGGUGAGCUGAAGAAGGCGGGUACCGUGGUGAGAGAGGAUGUCUUAAAGUAA
Emericellopsis cladophorae is the source of this 1818-nucleotide messenger RNA. RefSeq lists its product as uncharacterized. Bases 1 to 1818 code for a protein of 605 amino acids. The record is from RefSeq and is a predicted model, not a curated record. The transcript is spliced from 4 exons. Gene Ontology annotation, biological process: malate metabolic process; pyruvate metabolic process. Gene Ontology annotation, cellular component: mitochondrion. NCBI's taxonomy places the organism in Eukaryota, Fungi, Ascomycota, Sordariomycetes, Hypocreales, Bionectriaceae. Gene Ontology annotation, molecular function: malate dehydrogenase (decarboxylating) (NAD+) activity; NAD binding.